UAGCAUAACAAGCGGCAGAUUUCUAUAGGAGGCCAACGGCGUACGAUACGUUGUUGCAAUUGGGCUUUUUAUCAAUCAGUACCACUUAAAUGGGUUCGGCCCACGUCAUUAUAAAAUGUUUAUUUGCAAAUUAUACGUAAAGAAAAAAACACGUGGCUUGUCUCUGAGGAGUCAAAGAAAUGCCCUAUAUAAACCCUCAUUUCAUUUUUCCCGCCAUUUCUUCCGAAUCUGUGGAGUGUGUGUGUGUUCUUCGGCCUCUUCUUCUUCAAAAACGAAAGUCCGAAACCUAAUAAUUGGGUGGGUGGGUCCGAAUGGGGCGAGAAAAUCCGGCGGCAGAGGAAGCUCUUUGUCUGCUGCGGAGCAGACUUUGCGAUCCCAAUUUCAUCUUCAAACCUUUGUCCGAUUCUCCUGACUCUAACUACAGCAAAUUGAAGUUCAUGAUAUCGAGUUCCAUCACUGAGGCCUGUAACAACUCCGUCCUGCUUCUUGGUCCCCGUGGUUCUGGAAAAGUUGCGGUUCUGGAGCUUGUUCUGAGGGACUUACUACUAGAAUAUCCUGAUAUGAUUUCUGUGAUAAAACUUAGUGGCCUUUUGCACAGUGAGGACGUUUGCGCUUUCAAGGAAAUUGCUAGGCAGCUAUGUGUGGAGAAUCAAUUAUUGUUCUCAAAAAUGGCGUCAUUUGAUGAUAACUCCCAGUUCAUGAUAGCCAUGUUACGGGAGUGUGGUUUAGCUCAUAAAACAAUCGUUUUUGUACUGGACGAAUUUGACCUAUUUGCUCAGGGAAAACAGCGACUACUUUAUAGCUUGCUAGAUGCAAUGCAGUCAGUAACUUCACAGGCUGUUGUCAUUGGUGUGAGUUGCAGACUGGAUGCUGAUCAGCUUCUAGAGAAAAGAGUCAGAUCUCGUUUUUCACAUAGAAAGCUAUUGUUUCUUCCUCCAUCUAGUGAGGAUUUACAGAGAUUGAUGGAGCAUAUUUUAUCAUUGCCAAUAGACUCAAGCCUUCCUCAGGACUAUGCGGUUGAAUUCAAUGCAAAGCUGCAAAACGUUUUAGCAGAUAAGAGAUUUAAAGUAAUUAUUGAUACAUAUAUGAACUCUGAUUCAACUGCCAACCAUUUACUAGGAUUUCUGUUUCGUGCUGUUUCCAAUAUGAAACUGGAAAAUGGAUUUUUAACACUGGAGAAUUUUGAAGCUGCUCUCUCAAAUGUCCAAAGGCAGCCAAAACUGGAAUCCCUAAAAGAUUGCUCCAUAGUGGAAUUAUAUAUUUUGGUAUGCAUGAAGAGACUGGAGGUUAAGGAGCAGAAUUCAUACAACUUCAAUUCAAUGAUGAAAGAGUACAAAAGCAUACAUGAUUCACUACGGACACCCGAUUAUUACUCACGCAGUGUAUGUUUAAGGGCAUUUGAACACCUUUUGCAACGAGAAUUAAUCAGUUUUACAGACAAGAGAGGGCAAAAUCAAUCUGUUGAGUUUCAUCCAGUAAAGCUUUUAGUCUCAUUCCAUGAAUUACAUCAGGGGCUGAAAUCUUACCGUUCCUGUCCCGCCAUUCUCCAAAAAUUGAUGGCUGGUUAGCUGCUUCGUGUGCAGAUGAUCAUAACAGUUGGGGAUGUAGAUUAUGCCAUUUGCAGUUAUUCUUUCAACACCAAUUUGAUGCAUUUUUUUUUUUUUUUUUCAAAUUUAAUUUUUUGGUUAAUCUUUUUAGAGAGAAUUUCUUGUACGCUAGCGUGGCUAAACAAUUUUCCCUUCUAUGCAAGUUCAUCUAUCAACAUUUCUUUGA
This is a messenger RNA of Ziziphus jujuba (common jujube), 1773 nucleotides long. RefSeq names its product origin of replication complex subunit 4. Gene Ontology annotation, biological process: DNA replication initiation; DNA replication. Gene Ontology annotation, molecular function: ATP binding; DNA replication origin binding; ATP hydrolysis activity. Lineage: Eukaryota; Viridiplantae; Streptophyta; Magnoliopsida; Rosales; Rhamnaceae. Bases 312 to 1568 code for a protein of 418 amino acids. Gene Ontology annotation, cellular component: nuclear origin of replication recognition complex; nucleus. The transcript has 17 exons. The record is from RefSeq and is a predicted model, not a curated record.